CAUGGCAGCGUGUAUGAAUGGUUUAGGUUUUAUAAUUGUAUCGUCCGCUGUAGCUCAGAAUAGUAGGAAAUAUGUUCAACUUUUACGAACAAGGCAUAGGAUAAGGUAUUUUGAUAGGUGUUUAGCUGAUAUUAACCGUAAGUAUUCAGGAUGGAAAGAAACGACGAGUGCUUCUAAAGAAAUUUUGUUUAGCAGUGGGAAACCAUUGAAAAUUAGUACAGGAAAAUUGGCCAGGUUUGCAGAUGGGUGUUCAGUAGCUCAGCUUGGAGAUACUUCAGUUAUGGUGACAGCUGUCAGUAAAACUAGGCAGAGCUCUUCGUCAUUUUUACCAUUAGUGGUUGAUUACAGACAGAAAGCAGCAGCAGCGGGAAGAAUACCAACUAACUUUUUACGGCGUGAACUAGGCCCUACAGAAAAAGAAAUUCUAACUAGUCGAGUAAUAGAUAGAUCAGUAAGACCGCUGUUUCCUGAAGGCUACCUUUAUGAUACUCAGCUGGUUUGCAACUUGAUUGCUGUUGAUGGCCACAACGACCCUGAUGUUGUCAGUAUAAAUGCAGCUUCUGCUGCUCUUUCUUUGUCUGACAUCCCCUGGAAUGGGCCAGUUGGAGCCGUCAGAGUGGGGAUGAUUGAUGGAGAACUUGUCAUCAAUCCCACACGUCGAGAGCUUGUACAAAGCUCACUAAACUUGGUGGUUACAGGGGCUGAACAUAACCUUGUAGGAUCCUCCCAUGUGGCUGGUGUUGCAUCCCAGAGUAUACUUAUUCAAAAUCUGCAUCAAGCCAGGACAAUGGAAAGACCAUUUGAG
Molecule: messenger RNA, 805 nt
Organism: Limulus polyphemus (Atlantic horseshoe crab)
Lineage: Eukaryota; Metazoa; Arthropoda; Merostomata; Xiphosura; Limulidae
Product: polyribonucleotide nucleotidyltransferase 1, mitochondrial-like
Exons: 7
Biological process (GO): mitochondrial mRNA catabolic process; mitochondrial RNA 3'-end processing
Cellular component (GO): cytosol; mitochondrion
Molecular function (GO): RNA binding; polyribonucleotide nucleotidyltransferase activity; 3'-5'-RNA exonuclease activity
Source: RefSeq, a predicted model, not a curated record